Molecule: messenger RNA, 1734 nt
Organism: Lachancea lanzarotensis
Lineage: Eukaryota; Fungi; Ascomycota; Saccharomycetes; Saccharomycetales; Saccharomycetaceae
Gene: FAR8
Product: LALA0S09e05666g1_1
Exons: 1
Coding region: 1-1734 (577 amino acids)
Molecular function (GO): protein binding
Source: RefSeq, a predicted model, not a curated record
AUGAGCUCUCCAGCAAUACCCGUAACGUAUACUCUGCCUGGAGUCAUGCACUACUUGCAAACGGAGUUUACGAGAAAUGAACGGGAUCGUCUGGGCUGGGAACUCGAAAGAAGCGAAAUGAAGACCCGUAUCGCGCAAUUGGAAGGCGAAAAUAGAACACUGAGGUACGAGCUAGCAAAGUUCAAGGAUACAGAAAGUAUCUGCAGCAGAAACACAGUAGAUUCCUCCAUUCAAGAGCCACUUUUACUGAAAUCAAAGCUUGCAGUUCAGGAAAAUGUAAAAGAAAUUGUUUACCUUUUAAGAAGCCCCAAUGUCACAGAGCAUCUCCAAGGUUUGCGUGAUACCAGUGAUGCAGUGCACAGGCUUGAGAGUUUGAAUUUGAACGCCAAGAAAUCGCAAGUUUCAAGCCCAAUGACCCAACAAGGGCCCCUAACGCAUAUGGAUCUUAACCCUCAGCUAGAACACGGCUCAACGCAGCUGCGUCAGGCAGCUGUGGCUUCGUUCUCACCAGAAGAACCCUCUUUUCAAGCUGUGCGUGUUGCAAGUUUAAGUGAUGCAACAGGAGAUGGUCCUCAUGAAGGUGGUUCGGAAUCGGGCACCAUUGUCCCUGAGGAGACACCUGUACGUAGGCCAAGAGCAUCCUCCCUAUUUUCCUCAGUACCUGGAAGUCCAGCGCCUAAUGCAGUUCUACGUUGCAAACGCCUGAGAUACCAUCUCGCCGGAAUCGAAAACCUCAUCAUUUCUCAAUACAACAUGCUUUCGUAUGCAAGAGACGGGUUGUUGAAACAUUGGAUGAUAGAACCAAAUUUGAAUUGUAAUGAGAAACUAACUAAGAGUUUUCAUGGCCUCGGUUCAAUGGUUUUGAAUAUGUUUUGGUUAGACAAUCAUAGCUUCCUCACUGUAGACAAUUUUGGGUUAAAAGUCUGGCAAACAUCCGAAAGUGCUCCGCUUUCCACCCUUGAUGUUUUCAAUGAUGAGUUAAUUGUCAAUUUCUCAGACAUACAAAGCGUUGAUUUCAAAAACAAGUGGUUGAUGCUAACGACCAGUCAUGCUGUCCACAUAUGGGAACUUUCGAUAAACGCUGAUUCCAUCAAAAUCGUGAGCGAAAAUACAUUGGACAAAUUGGGAACUUUGCUUGAUUCUAUUCUUGGCAUGACCGAAAAAUCAUUGAUCAUUUUCAAAAAGGACCCUUACGAGCUGGUUAUCUAUACCUUUCAAAACGAAGUCCUGCAGCGGAUAAGUUUGCAAGAUGACAUUGCCGGAGUUUUUCCCGAUUUGAGUCUCAUCGAUGAUUCCUGUCGUCGCUUGCUAUUGAACAAGCGGAGCUCUAAGUUGUUAAUUCAGUUAGGGGACUUCAUUGCGGUGUACUCUUUCGACCGUAGGAAAACGGUUCUCGCCACGCGUUUGGAAACGACUCCGACAAGCCUUGUUUUCCGUUCUCCAAAAGAUGAUCUAAUUCUUGCGUUUGAUGACGGAACUAUUGAAAUCAGGAAUAUAGCCAGUUUUUCGAAAGUUUGGAAAUCUUACAACCAUUACGAUGACGAAACCGAAUACGAAGACGAGAAUGCUCCGAAAUUAGAAAAAAAGACAGAGGAUAGUACACUAGCAAAGCUGCGGCAAAAUGGGCACAAGGGAUUAAUCAUCGAUACCGCAGACAUAGAUUCUACCACCGUCAUCAUUUCAGGUGGGGACGACGGUAUGAUCAGAAUGGAAAGGAUCACAGAAUGCACUUAG